AUGAAAGAGAUGACUGAGGCGGAAGCCGAGGAGGCUCGCAAGGAACGCGAAUCUCGUGAAAUGCAAGACUUGGUGGAAGGCUUGAUGCGGCCUUCGCAGCCGUCGCACAGACGCUCCAGUGCUGGGGAGAACAUUUUAUCAACCUCCAGGCCUCCAGUGCUGAACGACAGAUAUAACAUCAACACGGCGGUGCCGCAGAUCGUGAGCAGAUGUCUCGAAGGCUACAAAGCGUGGGAUUGGAACAUCCUCGAACUCGAGAAAGUGUCCGAGUUCACGCCGCUGCGCUUCCUUGGCAUGAAAGUCUUUCGCGAAUUCGAUGUUCCGCGUCAGCUACAGAUUGACGAAAUCACGCUAGAACGAUGGCUCGUGUUGAUAGAGCAAAACUACCUCGCUACAAACCCGUACCACAAUUCAACUCACGCUGCUGAUGUUUUAUCCGCUACUGCAUAUUUCUUACGAACUGAACGUUGCAAAAACCUCUUGUCAGAAUUUGACAUGGUCGCCUCGCUAAUUGCAGCCACUAUUCACGACGUGGAUCAUCCGGGCAGGACGAACGCGUUCCUCUGCAACAGCCGCCACGAGCUCGCCCUGCUCUACAACGACACGGCGGUGCUCGAGAACCACCACGUCGCUAAGACCUUCAAACUCACCCUAGACCCGCACAACGAUGCGAACAUUUUUAGCCGUCUCAAUCACGAAGACUACCAGACGAUACGAUCGAACAUCAUCGACAUGGUCCUCGCGACAGAACUCGGCAAGCACUUUGAACACGUGAACAAAUUCAUUUCCUCCACGAGGCCGAAUGUCGACGAGGCUGAUCGCAGUCCGCGCACCUCGCAAAUCAGUGUAAAUGCCUCAGAAAACGACGAUCAAGAGCUACGCACGCUUGCUAAACGAGUGCUUAUUAAAGUUUCUGACGUUUCAAACCCGGCGCGACCUCGAAAACAGUGUAUCGAAUGGACAAGAAGAGUGUGCGAAGAGUAUUUCACGCAGACUCAAGAAGAAACCGAACGCAAUUUGCCUAUCGUAAUGCCUACUUUCAAAAGAGAAGUGUGUUCAAUUCCGAAGACGCAAACUGCUUUUAUAAAUUAUUUCCUUUUGGACAUGUUUGACGCUUGGCACGAGUUCUGUGAUGUUCCAACAGUACUCAAUCACCUUAAAAACAACCUACAAUUUUGGGACGAAAUGGAUCGAUUGGAGCUAACGACAAUUGAGCAAAUUCAUGAACAUGCACAUUUGGACACGACGGAAGAAGGAGGCACAAUUGACGAGUGA
Molecule: messenger RNA, 1275 nt
Organism: Oikopleura dioica
Lineage: Eukaryota; Metazoa; Chordata; Appendicularia; Copelata; Oikopleuridae
Source: the annotation of a GenBank genome assembly